This is a messenger RNA of Lactuca saligna, 1023 nucleotides long. The record is from the annotation of a GenBank genome assembly. Lineage: Eukaryota; Viridiplantae; Streptophyta; Magnoliopsida; Asterales; Asteraceae.
AUGAUUGCUAAUGGUCAUAGCAUGGGCGGAUUAUGUAUAGGGCCAGGAGGGGCUUUGGCCCCCUGUCUGAUUUCCAAAGCUAGCGACAAGAAGUCAAAAUCGAUUUGUAUCUUACGUUGUUACCCAGUGCCUCCCCCAUCGUCGCUAGUCCCUACCUCCUUACAUUGCUCAGUCGCUGCUCGUUGGUCUCGCCAUUCACCACCACAACAGCUGUCACCGGAAAUCAGCUUCUUGAAAUUGGUCUCGCCAUUCACUACCCUUCUAUCACUUGAACUUGUUGUUGCAUCUGGUGUUCCAUGUUGCAGAUGUGCUCCUUAUGAUUUCAUUAGCCUUCCACACAAGGUCAGUUUAGGACAUAAAUUAUGUUAUUGUUUUCCCUUUGAUAGUGUUUAUAAGGUGGGGACAAUGGCUGGAGGAGCUGCAGAUUGUCAGUUUUGGCACAGAAAUUUAGGCAUUAAGUGUUGUUUGCAUGAAUUGGCAAACAAGAGUAGGAUUUUAGUGACUGGCGCUUCAAAGAUGCUUGCCAACAUUCUCUAUUCUUACCGUGGGAUGGGUUUUUCUGUUGGGGGCUCUGUUCAAUCUAAAAGAAGCCUUCUGCUUGAACUGCAACAAAGAUCCACAAAAUUUGAUUCUAUAAUUGAAAAGCAUCAGAAUAUUAGGUUUGCACUGGUUGAAAGGAUGCCAGUUCUUGAUGAAGCAAAUUUCAGUAGAAGGAGGAAUGGUUCUACUUCUAUUCCUUCAACUUCAAUGGGAAGUAGUGUUCCUAAUGGAGUUAUUAAAACAACUGCUGCUCCUUUAGUAGACUUGCUUGAUUUAGGAGGAGGAGAAGAACCUCCUCCACCAAAUACAAAUAGCAUGAUGACAGGUGACAACUUUCUUCAAGAUCUUCUUGAUGUUGGAAUGUCCCCAUCUUCAUCACAACCAGUUACAAAUGCAAACCAGGCUAAAAAAAGUGGCAUAGAUGUUCUGCUUGAUCUAGCUAUUAGGCUUUCUACAACUGUAGUUGUUAUUAUCUUUGAUUAA